Molecule: messenger RNA, 1608 nt
Organism: Rhizophagus irregularis DAOM 181602=DAOM 197198
Lineage: Eukaryota; Fungi; Glomeromycota; Glomeromycetes; Glomerales; Glomeraceae
Biological process (GO): proteasome-mediated ubiquitin-dependent protein catabolic process
Cellular component (GO): GID complex
Molecular function (GO): protein binding
Source: RefSeq, a predicted model, not a curated record
AUGAGGAUCAACCAAAAUGAAAAUGGUGUAGGAGGUAGCACUAACGGCGUUUCUCUUAAUAGUAAUGGAGAUUCUCAGAAUGCAACCAAUGGUCAAGCAUUGACUAGUAAUAGAAUACAAAGAGCUCGGCGACAAGAGUUGGUUAGGCUAAUGGUUCAAGCAAUGCAAGACAUGGGUUAUAGUCAAUCUGCUGUCACACUUGAAAAAGAGUCUGGAUUUCCACUUGAAAGUGCUGCAGUUGCGAAAUUCAGGGAUGGUGUCUUGAAGGGAGAUUGGACUUUAGUAGAAAGUCUUUUCCCAACCUUGGAGUUAGAUCAAAACAAAGAUGUCGUGGUUGUGAGAUUUUUGAUCCGUCAGCAAAAAUAUCUUGAAUUACUAGAAACGCGACAUAUUAAGAAAGCUUUAAUUGUGUUGAGGAAUGAACUUGCUCCACUCGAUUUUAACUCGGAAAGACUUCAUUCCUUGUCAAGUUUUAUGAUGUGUAGUAAUGCAGAAGAUUUAAGACGCAGAGCUGAGUGGGAUGGCGCAAAAGGAACAUCGCGCCAAAAAUUAUUAGCUGAAAUUCAAAAAUAUAUUUCACCUUCAAUCAUGGUUCCUGAACACCGUCUCGAGACAUUGUUAGAACAAGCAACUACUUUGCAACGCAUAUCCUGUCUUUAUCACAAUUCAAGCGAAUAUAUUUCGCUAUAUUCCAACCAUGUUUGUGACAGAUCGCAAUUUCCUUCAGUUACUACCCACAUUUUCAGACACCAUUCUGAUGAAGUUUGGUAUGUUGCUUUCUCUAAUAAUGGGAAAUUCCUUGCUUCUGCAUCAAGAGACAAGACAGCUAUCAUAUGGAGCCUUGAAACCUGGGAUAAAGUUCAUGUGCUCAGUGAUCAUACUGAUUGUGUGUCCUUUUUGUCUUGGUCUCCGGAUGAUACAAAAAUCAUAACUUGUGGUCAAGAUAAUGUCUUAAAACUUUGGAGUGUGGAGUCGGGUAGUUGUUUAAGUACCAUGAAAAAACAUGAAGAACCGGUAACUGCAUGUGCUUGGCUCCCAGAUGGAAAAUGGUUUAUUUCUGGAAGUCAGGAUAAGAAUACUUAUUUAUGGAAUUUAGACGGUACAACAAUUCAUAAGUGGCCUGGUGCGCGAAUAGCAGAUUUAGCAAUUAAUAAAGAAGGAACUAGAAUGGUGGCAAUUUGUCAUGAUAACAAGAUACACAUAUAUGAUCUUAUAACAAAAAAGGAAGAAGCGACAAUGGAAGAAAAUGCAAAACUCACCUCAAUUUGUCUAUCGAGUGAUUGCAAAUAUGCUUUAGUGAAUCUAUCCACAAAGGAAAUUCAUUUAUGGGAUAUUGACGAAAGGCGAAUUGUGCGAAAAUAUUUGGGCCAGAAGCAAGGGAAAUUCGUUAUACGAUCUUGUUUUGGUGGAAUAGAUCAGGGAUUUAUUGUUAGCGGAAGCGAAGAUUCGAAGAUUUACGUUUGGCAUCGAGAACAUGCAGAUUUGAUAGAAACAUUAUCUGGGCACAAAGGAGCAGUUAAUAGUGUUAAUUGGAGUCCAGUCAAUCCGUACAUGUUUGCUUCUGCGGGAGACGACAAUACUAUUCGAAUGUUAGUUUUAUUUAACUAA